This is a messenger RNA of Colletotrichum phormii, 602 nucleotides long. RefSeq lists its product as uncharacterized. The transcript has 3 exons. NCBI's taxonomy places the organism in Eukaryota, Fungi, Ascomycota, Sordariomycetes, Glomerellales, Glomerellaceae. Bases 171 to 353 code for a protein of 60 amino acids. The record is from RefSeq and is a predicted model, not a curated record.
GUUGCAUUGUCGUCAGGCUUAUCUCAACGAUAUUGUGGGUGCUUGAGCUUGAGAGCUGUUUCGAUAUGGCCUCUUCUCUUUGAGUCACCAGACCAGCCUGGUGUGUGCAGCGCAUUCGCGCAUCGGCAUAGAGCGAGGGCAACCGGAUUCUUCGCCCCAAGUAGGACUCCAUGUCUCCUCAUUCGCUCUUCGUUGGUGGACCGCUCAGUGGCUCAGCUUCAGCGAAGCAGGCAAAUCUGGACGUUGAGCCAUCGCUCUCACGAGAGCUUCUGGACGACAUGACAGAAACAGCACAGAGGCGAGCGAAUGUCUCUCGCUUUGCUGCGGGCUGCGGGAAGGAUGGAGAUGGAUAGAGACAGGCAUGUCAGAGACACAGAACGAGAGGAGCAGAGCAAAAGAGCAAUAGAGACGAAAUCGGUGGCGCCGUUUGUAUGUUUCAAAACGGCAAGUCUCUAGUGGCGUCGUUGCCGCCCUCCAAUAUCGUCCUCUUCCUCUUUCUCUUCCUCUUCCUUGGGAUGUCGUGGACUUGUGGGUGUGCCUUCAGAGUCGGAAGGCGGAUGAGGCGUCGUUGCAUCGAUAGUGGAGGACCCCGGCCAUCUCGC